Molecule: messenger RNA, 1342 nt
Organism: Tachyglossus aculeatus (Australian echidna)
Lineage: Eukaryota; Metazoa; Chordata; Mammalia; Monotremata; Tachyglossidae
Gene: CHPT1
Product: choline phosphotransferase 1
Exons: 9
Coding region: 21-1223 (400 amino acids)
Biological process (GO): phosphatidylethanolamine biosynthetic process
Cellular component (GO): Golgi apparatus; endoplasmic reticulum membrane
Molecular function (GO): diacylglycerol cholinephosphotransferase activity; ethanolaminephosphotransferase activity
Source: RefSeq, a predicted model, not a curated record
GGUCGCGGCGCAGGCCCGUCAUGGCGGCCGGGGCCUGGUCGGGGUGGGCCCCGGCGGGGCCCCUGAGCCCCGCGCAGCUGAGGCGGCUGGAGGAGCACCGCUACAGCGCGGCCGGGCGCUCGCUGCUCGAGCCGCCGCUGCAGCGCUUCUGGGGCUGGCUGCUGGAGCGGGUCCCGCCCUGGCUGGCCCCCAACGCCAUCACCCUCACCGGCCUCCUCCUCAACCUGCUCACCACGCUGCUCCUCGUCGCCUACUGCCCCACCGCCACCGAGCAGGCACCAUUUUGGACAUUCCUCUUGUGUGCACUGGGACUCUUUAUCUAUCAGGCACUAGAUGCUAUUGACGGGAAACAAGCCAGAAGGACAAAUAGUUGUUCCCCUUUAGGAGAACUUUUUGACCACGGUUGUGAUUCUGUUUCCGCAGUAUUUGUGGCCGUUGGAGCCUGCAUUUCUAUUCGCUUGGGAACAAAUCCUGACUGGCUGUUUUUCUGUUGUUUUAUUGGAAUGUUCAUGUUUUAUUGUGCCCAUUGGCAGACCUAUGUAUCGGGCAUGUUGAGAUUUGGAAAGGUGGAUGUAACAGAAGUUCAGAUAGCUAUAAUCAUUCUCUUUCUGUUAUCUGCAGUUGGAGGAACAACAAUGUGGGAUUACACAAUCCCCAUGAUUGAACUAAAACUGAAGGUCUUUCCUGUUCUUGGAAUUGUGGCUGGAGCAUUGUUUUCCUGCUCAAAUUAUUUCCAUGUAAUCCUGAGUGGUGGAGUUGGCAAGAAUGGAUCUACCAUAGCGGGUACAAGUGUUUUGUCACCUGGACUUCACAUAGGACUAAUUAUCGCUCUGGCGAUAAUGAUCUAUAAGAAAUCUGCAUCUCAACUUUUUGAAAAGCACCCGUGUCUAUAUGCCUUAACAUUUGGGUGUGUGAGUUCUAAAGUCACACAAAAAUUAGUGAUUGCUCACAUGACCAAAAGCGAGUUGUACCUUCAAGACACUGCAUUUAUUGGCCCAGGCCUGCUGUUUCUGAAUCAGUAUUUUAACAGUUUUAUAGAUGAAUAUAUAAUUCUGUGGAUAGCAAUGUGUAUAUCCUUGUUUGAUUUGCUGAGAUACUCCACUGCUGUAUGCCUGCAGAUUGCAGCUCACCUUAAUAUAUGUGUCUUCAGGAUUGCAAGUCAUCAAGCUCCUGAACAGGUACAAGUUCUUUCUUCCAAGAGCCAUCAAAAUAACAUGGACUGAAGAAACUUGUGGAAACUUGCCAUUUCUUGCUGCUGCUGCUGUAACAAGAAAGGAGAUAUUACUAAACAAAUGUUUUACUGAUAAUAUAUGUGUUUGGUCAAAUAAAAUAUGGCAUGAUA